AUGAUAGUUUUUAUUAUAACUGCGUUAAUUAAAAUAACGCUAUUAAUAAAGCUUGUGAAAUUAGAGGAUGACCCCACAGUAUUUUUUAAUAGAUUCAAAAAUAAUUUUCACCGUGUGUAUUUUAAUCCCUAUAGUGAACAGAAAGGGUAUGCCAAUUUCCUUAAGAAUAUGAAUGAAGUUAAAAAACUGAAUGAGGAACAUCCAGGUAGAGUUAUUGCUUAUCAAUUGAACCGGUAUGCAGAUCUGGAUCCAGCUGAUAUCAAAGAGCAUUUUGGGAUAGAUAUUUCACCUUAUGAUCACGUAGAGGAUGAGAAAGAAGCGAUAGCACGAAGAGAAAAGCAACACAAGUUUUUGGAAGAAAUGCACCUCUACGACUUGAACGAAGUGGAAGAUUUGUACGAAGAGUGGGUCAAAAGAUUCGGAAAAGCUAAUUUUACCAAAAAGUUGGAACAAACGAUCCAUUAUUAUAGGUUUGUGAAAACUGUUGUUGAAACCAAUAAGAAGAAUUUUGCGGGACAAAAUGUAAAACUUGGUGCAGACGCUGAUGUUCUUAAGGAACCUGAUCAAUAUUUCUAUGGAUAA
Helicoverpa zea (corn earworm) is the source of this 582-nucleotide messenger RNA. RefSeq lists its product as uncharacterized. The transcript has 2 exons. NCBI's taxonomy places the organism in Eukaryota, Metazoa, Arthropoda, Insecta, Lepidoptera, Noctuidae. The record is from RefSeq and is a predicted model, not a curated record. The coding region runs from base 1 to 582 and encodes 193 amino acids.